AUGAAGGCAGCUUUCUUGGUUAGUCUUCUGCUGGUGGCUCUUGUAGCCUUUACCCAGGGUGCUCCUGAACCUGAACCACAGCGUGGCGGAGGCUAUGGUAAUGGUGGAGGUGGAAACUAUGGAGGUGGAAAUCGUGGAGGUGGAAACUACGGCGGUGGAAACUACGGUGGUGGAAACCAAGGAGGUGGAAACUAUGGCGGUGGAAACCAUGGAGGUGGCAACUACGGCGGUGGAAACUAUGGCGGUGGAAACCACCAACGUCCCUGCUACGGACGUCACUGUGGAGGAGGUGGGGGUUGCUUUGGUCGUCACUGUGGUUAG
Molecule: messenger RNA, 321 nt
Organism: Macrosteles quadrilineatus (aster leafhopper)
Lineage: Eukaryota; Metazoa; Arthropoda; Insecta; Hemiptera; Cicadellidae
Product: eggshell protein 1-like
Exons: 2
Coding region: 1-321 (106 amino acids)
Source: RefSeq, a predicted model, not a curated record